AUGCUCCUGCCCGCCAUCCCGCGCCGCUGCGCAGCCCUGCUCCCGGCGAGGUCCUCGCGAUGUUUUGGCUCGCUGGCUGACCGGCUGCAGCGCCCGGGCGCACGUGUGCACGCGUUCGUGUCGCGGUCGCGGGACCCGUACGUCAACCUGUCCAUCGAACACUACCUGCUGCAGAAGUCGGCGCACGAUUCGGUCGUGCUCUUCCUGUACGCCAACCGCCCGUGCAUCGUCGUCGGCCGCAACCAGAACCCGUGGCUCGAGGUCAAUCUGGGCCUGCUGCGCGGCGGCGCCGUCGAGCUGGUGCGCCGUCGCUCUGGCGGCGGAGCCGUCUUCCACGACGAGGGCAACCUCAACUGGUCCGUCAUCUCGCCGCCCGCCGCCUUCACCCGCGACAAGCAUGCCGAGAUGGUGGUGCGUGCCUUGAGACGGCUGGGCAUCGAGAGAGCCAGAGUCAACGAGCGCCACGACAUUGUGCUGGACCAGGGCGAGCGCGCCGCCGCCGUCGCCGCCGACGACACGCACCGCACGCCCUUCACCACCGACGCCGCCGCCGGCCCGCGCCCGCUGAAGGUCUCCGGCUCGGCCUACAAGCUUGUCCGCGGAAGGGCGCUGCACCACGGCACAUGCUUGCUCUCGUCGCCCAACCUGGCAAUCAUCCCCCAGUACCUGCGUUCGCCGGCAAAGCCCUACAUCAAGGGCUUCGGCGUCGAGAGUGUCAGCUCACCCGUCAGCAACAUCGGCAUUGCACACGAACCCUUUGUCAGCGCGGUCCACGACGAGUUCAGCGCCAUGUACGGCGUUCCUUCCGUCGGCCCGGCGGCCAUUGAGCUUGGGGACGAGCAGCUUCAACUCCCGGAGCUGCGGCAAGGCUGCGACGAAAUGAAGACUCUUGACUGGACAUAUCUCCAAACGCCGAAAUUCACCUUCUCUGUGCCUGCUCAAGACCAAGUUCCAGAUGCGGCCCCGAGCGCACGCCCUGCUGGGCUUCCCCCGUCGACCAACGUGAUCCUGAGCGUCCACGGUGGGGCCAUCCACGAAGCAUCCGUGACCCUGGGCCUCACGUCACGUGCAUCCACUGCUGCGCAAAGCGUCCUCCACGGGCUCAAGCUCCACGAAAUUGGCGACUGGAGGCCGUUGCUCCAGGAAAUUAGCGGCAAGAACGAUGCACACGUCAACAUUGUUGCGGAUUGGCUGGGCAAGACAUUACCAAGUCCACAGAGCCAAUGA
This is a messenger RNA of Diplodia corticola, 1227 nucleotides long. Its product is annotated as lipoyltransferase and lipoate-protein ligase. Gene Ontology annotation, cellular component: mitochondrion; cytoplasm. The record is from RefSeq and is a predicted model, not a curated record. Bases 1 to 1227 code for a protein of 408 amino acids. NCBI's taxonomy places the organism in Eukaryota, Fungi, Ascomycota, Dothideomycetes, Botryosphaeriales, Botryosphaeriaceae. Gene Ontology annotation, biological process: protein lipoylation. The transcript has 3 exons. Gene Ontology annotation, molecular function: lipoyltransferase activity.